AUGGGCGACACCGAUUUUCACGAAUCAAACCAACUGCCUGAACUCAAGCUAGAUUCUAAGCAGGCUCAAGGGUUUCUCUCUUUCUUCAAAACCCUACCGGAGGACCCUCGGGCAGUUCGGCUCUUUGAUAGACGGGACUAUUAUACCGCUCAUGGUGAAAAUGCAACUUUUAUCGCCAAGACUUAUUACCAUACAACUACGGCUAUGCGGCAAUUGAGUAAUGGGUCUGAUUGUCUUUCGAGUGUUAGCAUCAAUAGAAAUAUGUUUGAAACAAUCGCCCGGGAUCUUCUUCUGGAUAGAACUGACCAUACCCUUGAACUCUAUGAGGGAAGUGGGUCUAAUUGGAAACUGGUAAAAAGUGGAACUCCGGGAACUCUGGGCAGUUUUGAAGAUGUUUUGUUUGCCAACAUUGAAAUGCAAGAUUCUCCUGUGGUUGUUGCACUCAAUCCAAACUUCCGUGAAAACGGGUGCACAGUGGGUUUGAGCUAUGUUGAUUUGAAUAGAAGAGUUUUAGGGCUCGCAGAAUUUCUGGAUGAUAGUCACUUCACAAAUGUCGAGUCAACUUUGGUUGCUCUUGGCUGCAAGGAGUGCCUUCUACCUAUUGAAGCUGGAAAAGCUAGUGAAUAUAGAGUUUUGCAUGAUAUCAUGGACAAAUGUGGUGUCAUGUUAACGGAGAGAAAGAAAAAUGAGUUCAAAGCAAGAGAUUUGAUGCAAGAUCUGGGUAGGCUUAUCAAAGGAACUACUGAGCCAGUGCGAGAUAUGGUUUCUGGAUUUGAAUUUGCACCUGCAGCUUUGGGGGCCCUGGUGUCUUAUGCAGAAUUGCUUGGAGACGAGAGUAACUAUGGAAAUUAUAGCUUCCAGAAAUACAAUCUUGAUCUCUACAUGAGGCUGGAUUCUACAGCCAUGAGGGCACUGAAUGUCCUUGAAAACAAAACUGAUGCAAACAAAAACUUCAGUUUAUUUGGUUUAUUGAAUAGAACCUGUACUGCUGGGAUGGGUAAAAGAUUACUUCACAUGUGGUUGAAGCAACCCCUUUUAGAUGUGGAAGAAAUCAACACCAGGUUGGACUUGGUUCAGGCUUUUGUAGAGGAUGCCACAGUCCGCCAAAAUUUGAGGCAACAUUUGAGAAGAAUCUCAGAUAUUGAGCGACUAGUGCGUAAUCUUGAGAAAAGAAGAGUUGGUUUGCACCAUAUCGUGAAACUUUAUCAGUCUUGCAUAAGGCUUCCAUUCAUCAAAAGUGCCUUGGAGGAUUACAAUGGGCAGUUUUCAUUAUCUAUAAAGGAAAGGUAUCUGCAGCCCCUGGAACUUUGGACUGAUGAUGAUCACUUGAAUAAGUUUGUAAGCCUUGUCGAAACUUCUGUUGACCUCGAUCAACUUGACAAUGGAGAAUACAUGAUAUCGCCUGGCUAUGACUCUGCUCUAUGCGUGCUGAAAGAAGAGCAGGAAACAUUAGAAAAAGAGAUUCACAAGUUGCAUAAACAAACUGCUAUCGAUCUUGAUCUUCCUGCUGAUAAGGGGCUGAAGCUGGAUAAGGGUACACAGUUUGGAUAUGUAUUCAGGAUCACCAAGAAGGAAGAACCAAAAAUAAGGCAAAAAUUGACAACUCAAUUGAUUGUCCUUGAAACCCGAAAAGAUGGGGUGAAAUUUACGAACACGAAACUAAAAAAGUUAGGUGACCAGUACCAAAAGGUGGUAGAUGACUACAAGAAUUGUCAAAAAGAGCUGGUUAAUCGAGUUGUGGAAACUACAGCAACUUUCUCUGCGGUGUUUGAGUCCUUAGCUGCCAUACUUUCUGAAUUGGAUGUCUUGCUCAGUUUUGCCGAUCUUGCUUCAAGUUGUCCUACUACAUAUACAAGACCGGACAUCACCCCAGCUGAUGUGGGGGAUAUUAUAUUGGAAGGGAGUAGGCAUCCCUGCGUGGAAGCUCAGGAUUGGGUGAACUUCAUACCUAAUGAUUGCAAACUUGUACGGGGAAAGAGCUGGUUCCAGAUAAUUACAGGGCCUAACAUGGGAGGAAAGUCAACAUACAUUAGACAGGUUGGUGUGAAUGUUCUCAUGGCACAAGUAGGUUCUUUUGUUCCUUGUGACAAGGCUAGCAUUUCUGUCCGUGAUAGCAUUUUCGCUCGUGUUGGUGCCGGUGACUGCCAACUACACGGGGUUUCCACUUUCAUGCAAGAAAUGCUUGAAACUGCUUCAAUUCUGAAAGGAGCUUCAGACAAGUCAUUGAUAAUUAUUGAUGAGUUAGGUCGUGGGACUUCCACUUAUGAUGGAUUUGGUUUAGCAUGGGCCAUCUGCGAGCACCUAGUCCAAGUGGUCAAAGCACCCACUUUGUUUGCAACCCAUUUCCAUGAGCUGACUGCAUUAGCUGACAAGGAAGCAGACAACACAUCUGACGGGAAGCCAAAAGUUGCUGGUAUAGCUAACUACCACGUUAGUGCUCACAUAGACUCAUCAAGCCACAAGCUCACCAUGCUAUACAAGGUUGAGCAGGGUGCUUGUGAUCAGAGUUUUGGGAUUCAUGUUGCAGAGUUUGCAAACUUUCCUGGAAGUGUUGUCGCUCUUGCUCGAGAGAAAGCUUCUGAAUUGGAAGGUUUCUCACCGAGUGAUAUCGUUUCAAAUGAUACAACAGAUGAGGGGGAGUUGAAAAGGAAAAGGCAAAUCGAUCAUGACGACAUAUCGAGAGGGCAAACAAGAGCUCGACGGUUUCUGAAAGAGUUCUCCAAUUUGCCAAUGGAGAAAAUGGACUUGGAUCACUUGUGUGACAAGGUAACGGAGAUUAAAGGAGGAUUGGAGAAGGACGCAGCAAAUUGUCAAUGGCUUCAGCAAUUCAUCCCAAGUCGUUCUUAG
Molecule: messenger RNA, 2847 nt
Organism: Linum trigynum
Lineage: Eukaryota; Viridiplantae; Streptophyta; Magnoliopsida; Malpighiales; Linaceae
Source: the annotation of a GenBank genome assembly